Drosophila nasuta is the source of this 1388-nucleotide messenger RNA. It is a transcript of the gene Clic, whose product is annotated as chloride intracellular channel protein 5. NCBI's taxonomy places the organism in Eukaryota, Metazoa, Arthropoda, Insecta, Diptera, Drosophilidae. The record is from RefSeq and is a predicted model, not a curated record. The transcript is spliced from 4 exons. Gene Ontology annotation, biological process: chloride transport. Gene Ontology annotation, cellular component: apical plasma membrane; cytoplasm. Gene Ontology annotation, molecular function: chloride channel activity. The coding region runs from base 342 to 1133 and encodes 263 amino acids.
GCACACCGCAAUCGCUUGCCGUUCCCGUUGGAAGCAAACGUAAUUUUUUUAAACACAUUUGUAUUUUACAACACACAUUCAGAGAGACAGACGUGCUAAAGUACAGUGAAUUUUUGAAAAUUGUUUUCUGUGUGUUCUCGUUCUUUUCGCGUGUGUGAAUAUUAGCAAAAUAAAUUAGCACAACAAAAAGAGUAAAACACGUACGCACGUCACGCGCACGACGAGAAAGAACGGCGAUAACAACGCAAAAAAAAGGAAAAAAACACCAACAAAACUUAAACUUACAAAUUUUGUGCACAAGACAAGAGAGAACUUGAAGCUUUUGCAAAAACGUUAAAAUCAUGUCAGACGCCGAUUUUGAGACACAGUCACAGCCGGAGUCGACAAAUGGCAGCAGCAAAUUUGAUGUGCCCGAGAUCGAAUUGAUCAUCAAGGCCUCGACCAUCGAUGGACGUCGCAAGGGCGCCUGCCUGUUCUGUCAGGAGUACUUUAUGGAUCUGUAUUUGCUGGCCGAGCUGAAGACGAUCAGUCUGAAGGUGACCACAGUGGAUAUGCAGAAGCCGCCACCAGAUUUUCGCACCAACUUCGAGGCAACACAUCCACCAAUUCUGAUCGACAAUGGCUUGGCCAUUUUGGAGAACGAGAAGAUUGAACGUCAUAUCAUGAAGAACAUACCCGGCGGCUAUAAUCUGUUUGUGCAGGACAAAGAUGUGGCCACGCUGAUCGAGAAUCUGUAUGUGAAGUUGAAGCUGAUGCUGGUGAAGAAGGACGAGGCCAAGAACAAUGCGCUCUUGUCGCAUCUCAAGAAGAUCAACGAUCAUUUGGCCAAUCGCAAUACACGUUUCCUUACCGGCGACACCAUGUGCUGCUUCGAUUGCGAGCUCAUGCCUCGUCUGCAGCACAUACGCGUUGCAGGCAAAUACUUUGUCGACUUUGAGAUACCGACGCAUUUGACGGCGCUGUGGCGUUACAUGUAUCAUAUGUAUCAGCUGGAUGCUUUCACACAAUCAUGCCCAGCCGACCAGGACAUUAUCAACCAUUAUAAGCUGCAACAGAGUCUCAAAAUGAAGAAGCAUGAGGAGCUGGAGACGCCAACGUUUACCACAUCCAUUCCAAUUGAUAUUUCAGAGUAGAGUUCUAUAGAGCCAUGCACAGUUAUUAUUAUUAUUAUUAUUAUUGUACUUUUUUUUGUGACAACUCUACAACUACAACUGCAACUAUUCAGCGACAACUUUGAAUGACAACACAUACUACUACAACUAUACAAAAAGCAUACAAGUAGAAUAUGUAUAGUAUAUAUAUAUAUAUACUAUAUACAUACAAUAAUACGUAUAUGACAUGCAUAUAUAUUUAUAUACCUUUAUAUAGAUACGCAAGAUGACAAGCAA